CUGGAAGAAGCACACAGAUGUGACUGUAAGUAGAUCUGCCACAGGACGAUACACUAGGAGUAACAGGACCAGGAAGGCGGAGCUUACGACCUAUACUGGGACAGGUCCACUUUUUGGCGGCCAAAAGAGGAAGACUGACCAUCGGGUGUCAAUGGGUCAAGGGAGUUUUGUUUUUUCUUCUUCGCACGACCACUCCGGCACAUUUUCAGGAAGUCUCACACACAGACUGACGUCACGGGGCGAGUGAAAACUUGCGCCAGCGAGCAGUGGCAGCGGAAUAUGUGUACGCACGGUUAACACACAUGUGCACGUCCGCAUGCGACCAUAAAGCUGCUGGUGUCUUUUGCUGCUGCGAGACGGAACCCCGACUGCACACAUUGACGGGGGGGUGGGGGCCAUGUCUCGGCGAGACCAGAGGUUUCGGAGAGGGAUGAAAGGACGGUGCUGCGACUGUGGCUGCAUCCUGUCUCAAUGGUACUACGAAAAAGACGGACAACUCUACUGCAAGAAGCACUACUGGGAACGUUACGGCGAACACUGUCACGGAUGCAGGGAGACGCUUGCCACAGGACUUGUGAUGGUUGCUGGAGAGCAGAAGUACCACCCUGAAUGCUUCACCUGUAUUAGGUGUCAAAUGUUUAUUGGAGAUGGAGACACCUACACACUUGUAGAACGUUCUAAACUUUUCUGUGGCCACUGUUUCUAUCAGGGUGUAGCGACGUCACCUUCAUCACCCAUCAAGAGCCCCCACAUAGUGGCGCUGGUGUCACUUCCCCCACAAACAAGCGGCCACCGCGGUCUGACUGUAGCCACUGAACUCAGCCAAGAGUCUGGCCCUCUUUUUACUGUGAAAGCCUUAGACCCAGAAGUCCUCGGCUCAGACCUGCUGUCCUCCGUCCACAUUGGGGACCGCAUCCUGGAGAUUAACGGCAACUCUGUUUGCAGCGUUAGCCCCAAUGAGGUAAACCGUGUGAUCCAGGACACGAGCAAACCACUACAGCUGACAAUUGAACACAAUCCACAGUCCAAGAAGUCAACAGAAGCGCAGGAAGACAUCGACUGUGUCCAUGAAAAACUAGCUUUGGCAUACACUCUCCCAAAACUGGAGGAGGAGCCAGGAUCAGGUGUGGAGACAUAUGAACCAAUGAGAACGAGUCUACCCUCACCUCUUCACCAAGAAACAAUGGGAAUGCGAUCCAGACACAUCCUGCGGAGCUGUAGUAUUGAAAAGUGUUCCUUGUUGCCCAGAGCACUGACGCUCAUAUCCCAAAAGAAGGACAACAUGGUUCGCUCUGAGUCUCUGCGCACUGACACUGGGGAUCGAACCCAUCGCAUCUUCAGACCAUCAGACCUCAUACAUGGAGAGGUGCUUGGCAGAGGGUUCUUUGGACAGGCUAUCAAGGUGACACAUCAAGAGACAGGAGAGGUGAUGGUGAUGAAAGAGUUGAUAAGUUUCGAUGAAGAGACCCAAAAGACCUUCUUGAAAGAGGUGAAGGUGAUGCGUUGUCUGGACCAUCCUAACGUUCUCAAGUUCAUUGGACUCUUUUACAAAGACAAGCGGCUACAUAUUGUCUCUGAGUUCAUCCAGGGGGGGACGCUGAGAGAGACCAUCAUCAAGAUGGAUAAGAAUUUCUCGUGGAGCCUAAGAGUGAGUUAUGCCAAGGACAUUGCAGCUGGAAUGGCAUAUCUACACUCCAUGAAUGUCAUCCACCGAGAUUUAAACUCACCCAACUGCCUGGUGAAAGAGAAUCAGUCUGUAGUUGUGGCAGAUUUUGGGCUUGCCCGUUUGGUGAUGGAGGAGAAGAACCGGAGCAGAACAUCGUCUCUGGAAUCGUCUCCAAAGGGGGGGAGGUCUGGGCUCCGUAAACCUGACCGUAAAAAGCGCUACACGGUGGUGGGGAAUCCUUACUGGAUGGCCCCCGAGAUGAUCCAUGGACAAAUCUACGAUGAACGAGUGGACGUCUUUUCCUUUGGAAUCAUGAUCUGUGAGAUCAUAGGCAGAGUGAGCGCCGACCCGGACUUUCUUCCACGGAAUAAAGACUUUGGUUUGAAUGUUGCGGCUUUCAUUGAGCAAUACCAACCUGCACAGUGCCCCUUGACCUUCCUGCCACUAGCUGCCCUCUGCUGUGAACUAGAUUCGGAUAAGCGGCCUUCCUUUUCAAAGCUGGAGGAGUGGUUGGAGAACUUACUGAUGCACAUAGACAUCGGACUGCCUCUCCUCUCAGAGUUGGAGCAGCUUUGCAGAACUUUCUGGAGGACCCACAACCAGAACACAGUAUUUGACUGCCCAGGCCAAAACCAUUCUCCACUUCCACAAAGGUCCAGUCUAAUACUAACAUCUCCAGAUAAUGCAAACAAUCAAAAUGGGACACUUUACCAUCCUGAAAGCCAAGAACCAACUAGCACACCUCCGGACCAGGUGGACAGUGGCUACACCCACGUCGACAAAGUACAUCAGGGUGAAAAAGCAGAUGCUAGCCAGAUGUGCUGCUUAUCUACAAACAGCUUGUCAGCGUUGGACACUUGUGAAAAUGACGGACAUGACCCCUCGGAACAAAACCAACUAAAACCUCCACAACCCUUAAAGACCAACAGUCCACCCACAGGACCGACCAGCAGGCCCAGAAGGAUCUGCAAAGUGUUGUGGAACACAACCACAAUGGAUGACUCUUUGCUAUGACUGUUUCAUCUUUAAGGGUCCAAAAAAGGGUCCAAUCUCAGAACUACUGGAAAAGAACUGAACGUCAUAUAAUGUUGAGCACAACCAGCAACUUACGGCCGGUAUUAAUAAAUUGAAGAUGUUAAGCUAAAAGUAUCUGUGGUAUUCAUUGUCAUAACUGCAAAGUACACUACCGUUCAAAAGUUUGGGGUCACCCAAACAAUUUUGUGGAAUAGCCUUCAUUUCCAAGAACAAGAAUAGACUGUUGAGUUUCAGAUGAAAGUUCUCUUUUUCUGGCCAUUUUGAGCGUUUAAUUGACCCCACAAAUGUGAUGCUCCAGAAACUCAAUCUGCUCAAAGGAAGGUCAGUUUUGUAGCUUCUGUAACGAGCUAAACUGUUUUCAGAUGUGUGAACGUGAUUGCACAAGGGUUUUCUAAUCAUCAAUUAGCCUUCUGAGCCAAUGAGCAAACACAUUGUACCAUUAUAACACUGGAGUGAUAGUUGCUGGAAAUGGGCCUCUAUACACCUAUGUAGAUAUUGCACCAAAAAGCAGACAUUUGCAGCUAGAAUAGUCAUUUACCACAUUAGCAAUGUAUAGAGGGUAUUUCUUUAAAGUUAAGAUUAGUUUCAAGUUAUCUUCAUUGAAAAGUACAGUGCUUUUCCUUCAAAAAUAAGGACAUUUCAAUGUGACCCCAAACUUUUGAACGGUAGUGUAUAUUAUAGGUAUGUGUGUAUUUGCCGCUUACUGGAUAUCGUCAGUGGUCACUCAGCGCGUCUCACACGUGAUACCGCAAUCUGAAUAUCGACGGGACCGCUGUAUUCAGUGUUCAACUACGUUUGUGUUGUUUUCAUCAUCACUAUACACCCGGGGUCACCAACCUUUUUGAAAGCAAGAGCUACUUCUUGGGUAGUGAUUAAUGCGAAGGGCUACCAGUUUGAUACACACUUAAAUAAAUUGCCAGAAAUAGCCAAUUUGCUCAAUUUACCUUUAACUCUAUGUUAUUAUUAAUAAAUAAUGAUAUUUAUCUUUGUGGAAACACUGAUCAUCUUAAUGAUUUCUCACAAUAAAUAUAUAUAGAAACAGAUAAAUAUCAAUAUGCAACACUUUGUUUUUAUAUUUUCUCUAAGUGCACAUUUUUCAAAUUGAACAUUUUCAAAUGAUCACUUCUAAGACAGUCUUGUGAAAUCACAAUAUCCCAUUUUAACGAGCUA
This is a messenger RNA of Entelurus aequoreus (snake pipefish), 3871 nucleotides long. RefSeq names its product LIM domain kinase 1-like. The transcript has 15 exons. Gene Ontology annotation, molecular function: protein binding; protein serine/threonine kinase activity; ATP binding. Gene Ontology annotation, cellular component: nucleus; cytoplasm; neuron projection. The record is from RefSeq and is a predicted model, not a curated record. NCBI's taxonomy places the organism in Eukaryota, Metazoa, Chordata, Actinopteri, Syngnathiformes, Syngnathidae. Gene Ontology annotation, biological process: actin cytoskeleton organization; protein phosphorylation; positive regulation of stress fiber assembly. The coding region runs from base 398 to 2680 and encodes 760 amino acids.